Molecule: messenger RNA, 990 nt
Organism: Miscanthus lutarioriparius
Lineage: Eukaryota; Viridiplantae; Streptophyta; Magnoliopsida; Poales; Poaceae
Source: the annotation of a GenBank genome assembly
AUGGCGGCCGGGCGAGAGCUGGUGGUGAGUUUCGGCGAGAUGCUGAUAGACUUCGUGCCGACGGUGGCGGGGGUCUCGCUGGCGGAGGCGCCGGCUUUCCUCAAGGCGCCCGGGGGCGCGCCCGCCAACGUCGCCAUCGCCGUCUCGCGCCUCGGCGGCGGGGCCGCCUUCGUCGGCAAGCUCGGCGACGACGAGUUCGGCCGCAUGCUCGCCGCCAUCCUCCGCGACAACGGCGUCGGCGGCGGCGGCGUCGUCUUCGACGCCGGCGCGCGCACCGCGCUCGCCUUCGUCACCCUGCGCGCCGACGGCGAGCGCGAGUUCAUGUUCUACCGCAACCCCAGCGCCGACAUGCUCCUCACCGCCGACGAGCUCAACGUUGACCUCAUCAAGAGGGCUGCGGUCUUUCACUACGGAUCAAUAAGCUUGAUUGCUGAGCCUUGCCGGACGGCACAUCUCCGUGCCAUGGAGAUUGCCAAAGAGGCCGGUGCACUGCUCUCUUAUGACCCAAACCUGAGGGAGGCACUAUGGCCAUCCCAUGAGGAGGCCCGCACCCAGAUCUUGAGCAUCUGGGACCAGGCAGACAUUGUCAAGGUCAGCGAAGUCGAGCUUGAGUUCUUGACAGGCAUCGACUCAGUGGAGGACGAUGUUGUCAUGAAGCUGUGGCGACCUACCAUGAAGCUGCUCCUAGUGACUCUUGGAGAUCAAGGAUGCAAGUACUAUGCCAGGGAUUUCCAUGGAGCUGUCCCUUCCUUCAAAGUACAACAAGUUGAUACAACUGGCGCAGGUGAUGCAUUUGUUGGUGCUCUGCUCCGAAGGAUCGUUAAAGAUCCAUCCUCACUACAAGAUGAGAAGAAACUUGUGGAGUCUAUUAAAUUCGCUAACGCGUGUGGAGCAAUCACCACCACAAAGAAGGGGGCGAUCCCGUCACUGCCCACCGAAGCUGAGAAGAAGCGGGUGCUCCAUCUUACCUGCCCUUUUUGUUUGCCCUAG